This is a messenger RNA of Adineta steineri, 705 nucleotides long. The record is from the annotation of a GenBank genome assembly. NCBI's taxonomy places the organism in Eukaryota, Metazoa, Rotifera, Eurotatoria, Adinetida, Adinetidae.
AUGAAACAUACGGAUCCUAAAAGUGCAUUUUUAAUUUUUCAAAAAUCUCUACAGCAGUUAACGGUGGAUCAACGUGCAAAAAUGAUAUCAUCCGUGUUAAAUAUUUGCAAACGUCUUCCAAGCAAUCCCAUAACGACUAGUCUCACCAAUUCAUUAAAAUGGAUUAAAGGCGGCGGGCUCACAAUAAAACCAAUUUGGAUCGUCGCUGGCCUCUUACUUUGGGAAACUUCAAAGGGUAUUAAUGAUUGGUGGGAUGGCAGAAUUACUGGCACUAGAUGUGUAACAAUAAUUAUUGAAAAAAGUGCAGCUAUCGGUGGUGCCUGUGUGGGCGUUGCUGUUGGUUCAGCAGUGGGAACACAAAUAUUUCCCGGGGUUGGUACACUUGUCGGUGGGGUGAUAGGAGGAUUUAUUGGAGGAGCUGUAGCUGAAGCAUUAGCAAAAUGGCUGAAUGAUUAUUUCUUUGAUCGACCAAAGGAUAUUGCAUUAGAAAAUGCUUAUGCAUAUUUACAAUUAAGACAUACUUGUUCAAAUGACGAGAUCAAUGAAUCGUAUAAAAAAUUACUUCUCAUCCAUCAUCCCGACAAAGGUGGUAAGCCGGAAAACUUUAUAAAAUUACAAGUCUCACUGGCCAUUAUAAAGGAAGCACGUGGACAAGGCGUGGCGUCAACAAAUGUGAGCAUAAAUCUGAUUUUAACUCUCGUAUAG